Messenger RNA from Lycium ferocissimum, 2848 nucleotides. Its product is annotated as probable leucine-rich repeat receptor-like protein kinase At1g68400. Gene Ontology annotation, biological process: protein phosphorylation. The coding region runs from base 706 to 2655 and encodes 649 amino acids. NCBI's taxonomy places the organism in Eukaryota, Viridiplantae, Streptophyta, Magnoliopsida, Solanales, Solanaceae. The record is from RefSeq and is a predicted model, not a curated record. Gene Ontology annotation, molecular function: ATP binding; protein kinase activity. The transcript is spliced from 3 exons.
AAUGAAGUGAGAGAAAAAUUAUAAGAUCUUAUGUUCAAACUUCAGUGGAGUAAGAAAAACAGAAGUGAUUUCUUCUCAUCUGUCUUAAGUCUUGGUAGAUAGAGUUACCCGGUACAUGUACUCAUCGAAUGGUAUAAGAACUGGAUGGAAUAGUUGAGAUGCGUGCAAAGUGACUCGACACGAUGAGAUCUCAGGUUCAACUUCAGCAGAAAUUUCUUUCACGUCUGUCUGAAUUCUUGGUGGAAAGGAUUAUCGAUACUUGUACUCAUUGAAGGUAACAAGAAGUGGAUGGAAUAGUCGAACUGGACACAAACUGACCCAACACGGGGACACCCAAAUCCCAAUUGUCAUGCAUAGUUCAACUCGUCGCCCCAAACAUCCUGCUAAUCCUAACAACUAAAAACAACAAUAAAAACUUCGACAAACAUCGUGUUGGUACAUGUCUUGUUUAAUAUACUAAUUUACACAAUAAAUAAUAUUCUUAGUUGUUUCCGCUUUCACGUCUUCAUUUCGGAAUCUUUAGCAGCUUUGCUUUGCCUUGUCUACAACGUCAAAGCUGUCUAAAAUAGUAAUACACACAUAUUAUAGAAACUUUGUAAUGGAGAUCACUAAAAACCAAAUAUUCCUAAUUUUUUUUGACAUUAUUUGGAUUAUACCUAAUUUUCCUAUUAUUUUUUUUUUUUUGUCAUUAUUUGAAUUAUACCCAUGUUCAAUUUCACUUCACCUAAUGCCACUGGUAAAUUCUCAGGCUAUCAUUACUUAUCUAUAGUCCACAAAGUCAAGGCUGCCACGACCAGAAUGAAAAGGCUAGCUCCUUUAACGCGUAGAACCACGAUCCUAUUUUUCAUGUGGUUUCUGGUGGUGGAAUCAGCUGAUGAGAUCAAUGAAUUUUAUCCAAAUGAAAGAGAUUCGUUGUUGCAGCUUAGAGAUAGUGUAAAUUCAAGUGUUUUCAGUUUGCAUUCACAUUGGACAGGUCCUCCUUGUUACAACAACCAGAGUAGAUGGGCUGGAAUUGCUUGUUCUAAUGGGCAUGUCAUUAAACUUGUUUUAGAAGGAAUUCAGCUAACUGGUUCUCUUCCAUCAACAUUCUUGAAUCACAUAACCUAUUUGACAAAAAUCAGCUUUAGAAACAAUUCAUUGUAUGGUCCUGUUCCCAACCUCAUAGGACUAAUCUACCUACAAUUUGUGUUUCUUUCGGAUAACCGGUUUUCGGGUUCGAUUCCGUUCGGGUACAUCGAGUUACAGAAACUAACAGAAUUAGAGCUCCAGGGGAAUGAUCUUGAAGGUUCAAUUCCACCAUUUGAUCAACAAACUUUGAUUGCUUUCAAUGUGUCUUCGAAUAAACUCGAAGGACCUAUUCCUGAAACUUCUGUUUUGAAAAGAUUUUCGAAGAGUUCUUAUGUGAAUAACUCGAAUUUGUGUGGUGGGGUUAUAGGAAUACCUUGUUCAAUACCACCUGCAAAUCCACCAAAAGCACCUGAUGAAAAGAAAAAGAAUGGGCUUAAAGUAUGGAGUAUUGUUUUGAUAGCAGCAGCAGCACUUGUUCUUCUUUCAAUCAUGUCCAUUUUACUAUGUUACCUUAGAAGAUCUAAAAGAAAAGAAACACAAGGAGAAGACAAGCAAGGUAAUAUUUCAACAGAGAAUGUAAAAAAGAGAAGUUAUUGGUCAGAGAGCACAGAAGAUCCAGAAAGAGCAAUGGACUUAGUAUUCUUUGACAAGGAUAUGCCAAUCUUUGACAUGGAUGACUUGCUAAGGGCGUCAGCUGAAGUGUUGGGAAAAGGAAAGCUAAGCACAACAUAUAGAGCAAUCCUGGAAUCUGGUGCUGUUAUUGCUGUUAAGAGACUCAAAGAAAUGAAUUCUUUGAGCAAGAAGGAAUUCACCCACCAGAUGCAGUUGCUUGGAAAGCUGAAGCAUGAAAACCUAGCGGAGAUGAUUUCCUUCUACUAUUCCAAGGAGGAGAAGAUCAUUGUCUAUGAAUAUGUUCCCCAGGGAGACUUGUUCGAGCUUUUACAUGAAAACAGAGGAAUUGGGAGACUACCAGUAAACUGGAAGGCAAGAAUAUCCAUCAUAAAGGAUGUGGCAAAAGGUCUGAAUUUCUUACACCAGUCCUUACCAUCACAUAAAGUACCUCAUGGAAACAUCAGAUCAAAAAAUGUUCUGAUCCAUCAAGACCCCCAAAACAAGAACUACCAUUCCAAGUUGACAGAUUAUGGAUUAUUGCCUUUGCUACCAUCUAAAGAAUCCUCAAGCAAAUUAGCAGUUGGAAAAUCUCCAGAGUUCUGUCAAGGGAAAAAACUAACAAGAAAAGCUGAUAUCUAUUGCUUUGGGAUUCUUUUGUUGGAAGUGAUCACUGGAAAAGUACCAGGUGAAUUAUUCUCACCAGAAAAUGGGACCAAUAUUGUGGAUGAUGGUCUCUCAGAAUGGGUAAGGACAGUGGUGAAUCAUGAUUGGUCAACUGAUAUUUUGGAUAUGGAAAUACUUGCACAAAAGGAAGGGUAUAAUGAAAUGUUGAAGCUUACUGAAUUGGCUUUACAGUGUACAGAUGAGGCACCAGAGAAGAGGCCUAAGAUGAGUGAAGUGUUUAGGAGAAUAGAAGAAAUUGAGGUUGAACAAAAGAGAUUAGUCAAUGAUGUGGAAGAUGAUUCAGUUUCUUAGUUCAAGUUUCUCUCUACAACUGUAAUCAAUAAAGUUAGAAAUUUAGGAAGCGGCUUUUUUGCUCAAGGGCAGAGUUAACUUAGUUUUAUGAUAUCUUUCUCAUUUCACAAGUUAAUUCUUUUGUAGAUAUUGAUAUUUUCCCAAUAUUAUUCAUCUCUUACUUGAUGAAAACAUCCUUUUGAAUUAACAUAUA